ACACUAACCAGCACACAAAGAGACGUACACACUAACUAGCACACACACACACCUGCGAUAAAAGUGUGAAAGACCCUCAGUCGGUCGAGGGCAAGAUCGCUCUUUGCUGUCAGCGGCCAAAAAGACAAAGGCAACAAACCAACGACCAACAACAACCAGUCUACUAGCUAGCUACUGCACUAGCUAGUGUUGUGUUUAUUUGAUAGUACGAUACCAUGGCAGACCCAGCAGCAGUAGUACCAGUAGGAAACGAAGGGGAGAGCGAUGAAGAACGCCGUCGCCGUGAACAAGAAGAGGCGAUGGAGCGUCUGUUGUUGCAACAAGAGCAAGAGCAAGCAUGGCAAGACAACCUCCUCCAAGACAACGACGACGACCAUGCGCCACAUGACCAUCAUCACGAGGAUCAUCCGGAACCACCGGCCAUGAUGAAUAAUAAUGACAACAACAACAACAACCAUGACAUGAUGCCUCCUCCUCAAUCAUCAUCCAGUAGUCCAGGAUUAUUGCGCAGUUUGUCGUAUACACAAACGUCGUUAUUCGCGGCACUGCUGUUGGUGUUUUAUGCGCUGCGGACGCGUCAACAAUGGUACUUGGCACUGGUCUACAUUCGAUCCAGCAAGGCCGCCUAUAUUAUUUUGGCGAAUGCAUUGAUUGCCACGUGUGUCGGUGUCUUUCGCGCCGUUACCAAAACCUUUUUGGGAGGAUUGCGAUUGCACGAAGCCGAAGGCGUUGGAGAUUUCUUUCGUUGGAAUGUCACCGAGACGUGUUUGGCAUUGACCAUGUUUCGCAGUGAAUUGACCGUUUCCAAUGGCAUUCUAUUCCUCAUUCUCGUACUCGCAAAGUGUCUGCAUUGGGUCGCUGAUCUACGAGAAGGACAUUUGCGCGUCACGGAAGAAUCCAUUGUGGUGGGGGCACCCGGUUCCAUCUGGCAAGGAUGGCCCGUACUUCAGUGGCAACAUGCCAAAUUGUGGUUCUUGCUCAUUCUAUUGCAAGUACUCGACAUUUUCGCCGUACAGUGGACGGGAAAUGAUAUACUGACGCAUGGACCCUCGGUAUCCAUUCUAUUUGGGUUUGAAGCCGCUAUUCUACUAGUGUCCGCGUGGAACAAUCUAGUACUCUGGCAUUUGCAUGCACUCGAUGGAUGGAUGCACUAUUUGCACGAACAAACCACGCCCGAUCAACGCAUGCAUCGAUGGAUACAUCCGUGGAAAGAACACAAGGCCACAUUCACAUUUGCCGUCGAAGUCCAGGCACAAGCACUCAAAUUCCUAUUCUACGUCAUUUUCUUUGCCAUUGUAUUGACAUACUACGGAAUGCCCAUCAACUUGUUCCGAGAAGUAUACGUGUCAUUCCAGGCACUCAAACAACGAUUGGUAGCAUUCGCCAAGUACCGAAGACUCAUGGCCAGUAUGAAUCGAUUCCAGUCCGUUACCGAAGACGAAUUGGAAGCGGCAGGACGCGAUUGUAUCAUUUGUCGCGAUGACAUGACCAUUAAUGAUUGUAAAAAACUGCCGGGGUGUGGACACAUUUUUCACAAAUCCUGUCUCCGCGAAUGGUUGGUCCAACAACAGACGUGUCCCACGUGUCGAGGAGAUAUUUCCGCCAUGGAAGCACAAGCGGUCGCCGAAGCGGCGCGACGUGCUGCGGCGGAAGCGCGGGCUGCACAAGAAGAGGAAGAAGAAGAAAUGGAAGCAGAAGAAGAAGAGACACCAGAAUCACACCCUGCACAGGAAACAACCACAACCACUGAACAUCACGAAAGUCAUACCACCAAUCCACCACCACCACCACCCGUCGUGGAAGAACAGUCACCCUUUCCAGCACUAUAUCGAGUCGUCAAGGACGAAGGAGCAGAUGUAUGGGAUGAAGCACACACAGCGGUCGGUCGGACGGUUCCAUUUGGGGUCGUCGUACUCUGUCAAGCGCUUCAGUGGAAACAGGAAGUGGGAUUCAUGAUGCAGGUGCCCGAUGGAUGGGUUCACGAAGAUACCGUGGUGCGAGUGCGAACGCUGGGAGCUUUUUUCAACAACAACAACAAAAAGUAAGGCAAAAAAACACCAAUUGAUUGAUUGAUUCACUAUUAGAAACGAGAUUUAUUUUGGAGC
Molecule: messenger RNA, 2105 nt
Organism: Seminavis robusta
Lineage: Eukaryota; Bacillariophyta; Bacillariophyceae; Naviculales; Naviculaceae
Source: the annotation of a GenBank genome assembly